ACUAGAGGGAGUAUGACACAAAUGAUUCAGUCUGUGAUCAUUACCAUGAAGUGUAUGCAGGCGCGGGCGAUGACGUUUUUGUGUAUCUGGCAGUACUAUCUGUCUCAUGAAUACAGGCCACCGAAAAUUGUCUACCCUGAUAAAAAGCUAGUUUUGAAGUUUCGAGCCUUGAUCGCAUUCGAAGUUAACUGCUCUGCUACCGGAGACCCUCAGCCAAUAAUCAAGUGGACAUACAACGGAAUUUAUAUUCAGCCGACUCUAAACACCUACGUAAACUUGUCAACAGGAGCUCUAACGUUUACAUUCUUCCGAUCAGAAGAAGUCGGUAUCUACAGAUGUAUUGCUACCAACACUGCUGGAAGACUCACUGUCUCCAGCAUGUCUCCAAUGGUUCAUUUGCUUGAAGCAAGGCUUGAAAACUUUGGCCAAAUCUCUUUAAACAUAACGCAUGCAGUGAAUGAGUACGACUAUUUACGACUGGACUGUGACGACACCAAAUCUUCCGUGGCCCCUAAACUAGCAUACACCUGGUUGGAUAAACACCGAGUGGUGAUUGAUUCUCGGAGUAACCGACUUUUUAUUGACCAGCGAGGAAAUCUACAUUUCACAUACUUAUCCGUGAAUGACACGUAUGUCCAAGGCUACUACUGUGGGAUCUACAUGUAUGUGGGAAUUUAUCGACACACCAGCGUCGGCACCAAACGUUAUUUGACUGUUGCUUCAAUGCCGAAUCCCAAAUUUGCAAUCGCGCCAAAAUUAAGGUACAGCAACAGUGGGGUCAAAGCCUUGAUAUCCUCUACGGCCAUAUUGGAAUGCGUCUUUUCUGGAUACGAUCCUGUGCCGCCCUUUCUCCCUGUCAUCACUUGGAGGAACCGCGCUGGAGAGAUAUACACCAACACCACGAAAUACAGAGUCUCCCAGGACGGAAGACGGUUGAUUGUCAAGAACGUUCGGAUCACAGAUGAGCAGGCGUAUUUUUGUCAGGCCAGAAACAUUGCCGGGAUCGAUUCUUCUUCGGUCUCUUUGGAUGUAACAUCCGGACCAGUCUUCGCUAAGGGGCCGCCUGCAGAUCAAACAGUGGCUCCUGGUGCCAACGUCUCUUUUCAGUGCGACGCCAGAUCACUCCGUGGAGAAGCUUCUCCGAGAAAUUUUGUCUGGUAUAUUAACAGCAAGCCGAUAGCAGAACAAUACGACACAAACAAGUUCCAGUUUUCUCCGGAUAACAAAAUGCUGACAAUCACAAGAGUAAACAAAGAUACAGACAUUAUGUGUGUACAGUGCGACAUUUCAAAUGAUGUUGACACGGUUUCCGCUAGCGCAUGCCUGAAUAUUGAAUCUAUAUCAAGAGCAGACAUCUACUCUCCGAGUAGUUUCUGGAUAGUAGUUUAUGUAACUAUGGCCGGCAUCUGUCUACUUGCAUUUCUUCUGGGCUUGUGGGCAGCGUGCAAUAAACGCAAAGUCGAAGAGAGCCGAGAUGAAUAUGUGUAUAAAGACCUAAGACGUAAAAGUGAAGAGUCAUUGAAUACAGGCAUGGAGUCCGAUUCUGUUGAUGAACAUGUCAAGGAAAGUGAAACUCUCUCGACUACCCGUACCUCGGCGACCACAGCUGAUAUUUAG
Molecule: messenger RNA, 1617 nt
Organism: Candidula unifasciata
Lineage: Eukaryota; Metazoa; Mollusca; Gastropoda; Stylommatophora; Geomitridae
Source: the annotation of a GenBank genome assembly